This is a messenger RNA of Darwinula stevensoni, 1695 nucleotides long. Lineage: Eukaryota; Metazoa; Arthropoda; Ostracoda; Podocopida; Darwinulidae. The record is from the annotation of a GenBank genome assembly.
AUGGAACUGGGAUUCCUCGUUUCUGUGCUCUUUCUCUCCGUCUUCUUGUCGCAGUCUUCGUCCGUGGCGGCCCGGAAGCGGAGGCGAAGCGGCAGAGGCGGCGGCGGGAAGACCCUGAAGAUGUACCGCGAAACGGUGGAAGACGCAGUGAUGCUCUUCAACGAAGCCGGGCAGUUCCUCAAGGAGAUCCCCCUCAACGGCACCCGCUUCUACUGGAGGACUCACGUCGACCAGCUCCGCCAACAGGGCCCGAGUGCGGAGAGGGAGGACGCCGAGGGCGAGGGGAUGCUGGACCUGUUCGCCGACCUCUACGGCCCCUGGAGCACCUGGUCCAAGUGCAACCGGCGAUGCAGGCAGAAGAGGGUUCGGCACUGUCUGCAUGCGCACGCCUGUCCCUACUCACGGCUCAAGGAAGAGAGGGCAUGCAGGGGAGGCAAGUGCAACCCCGUGAGGCGAGGAGGCGAAGUCCGGAUCUACUGGCACUUCGACACGCUCUUCUUCUCGCAGUGGUCCAUGUGGUCGCCGUGCACGAGGUCCUGCACCACCCGGCGAUACAGGGCUUGCCUGUUCCCGCUGAUCUGCGGGAGAAACGUGCUGACGGAGGAGGCGUAUUGCUACGUGGAAGGAUCCGCCUGCGAGACCUGGUUCAAGAACCGCACUUCACGCAACAGCUUCCUCGAGCCCGGGGAGGACGAGGAAGGCACGGAGGGAGGGGAAGAAGACGUGGCAGCGGAAGCGGAGGAAGACCCACCCGCGAAGCACGAGAGGGAGGGCGAGGGGCUGGGGCCGGAGACGGAGGAGGAAUGCGGCUCGAACAACGUCACCAGCCCCGACCUCCGGAUCAUCGGGGGUCGGGUCGCUCGUCACGGCAAGUGGCCCUGGCAGGUCGCCAUCCUCAAUCGAUUUAAGAGUUCAGAAUUCGAGGAGGAAUCUCCGACGGAGGUCCUUUCUGACCUCGAAACGUCCCAAAGGCACGGACUUCAUCCCACACAAAAUGCAUUUCUCACGAACGUGCAGGAGGUGUUCUGCGGGGGGACGCUGGUGAGUCGAUCCUGGGUGCUGACGGCGGCCCACUGCGUUCGGAAGAAGCUUCUCAUCAGACUCGGCGAGAGCAAUCUGCUCAGCAAGGAGGGCACCGAGACGGAAAUCAAGGUCGAGGUCGUUCCUUCCUCUUUGCGAGGUCGGUGGGAAGGAGGGGUGGAAGACCACUUUAUUCAUCCGGAUUACGAUCCGGAAACGGUGGACGGGGACGUGGCGCUGCUCCGGCUCCCUAGCCCCGUGAAACUGAACAAGUAUCGCCGGCUGGCCUGCCUGCCGGAUGCGGGGGACCGCGUCCCGGAGUCCCAACUCUGCACCAUCAUCGGGUGGGGCAAGGAGCGCAACACGAAUCUUUUCGGGACCGAUCAGCUCCGCGAGGCCGAGGUUCCUGUGGUGCCGGGGGAGAUGUGCAAGGACGUGUACCAGGAUUACAGCAUCACGGAGAACAUGUUCUGUGCCGGCUACAAACGCGGACGCGUGGACUCCUGUGCCGGCGACUCCGGCGGGCCCUUGCUGUGCCAGAUCCACGGCAAGUGGACCAUCUACGGCAUCACCAGCUUCGGGGAAGGCUGCGGGAGGAAGGGGAAAUUCGGCAUCUAUGCCAAGGUCCCCAACUACGUCGCCUGGAUCAAGAGCGUCAUCAAACACAAUUCGUGA